Peronospora matthiolae is the source of this 1815-nucleotide messenger RNA. NCBI's taxonomy places the organism in Eukaryota, Oomycota, Peronosporomycetes, Peronosporales, Peronosporaceae. The record is from the annotation of a GenBank genome assembly.
AUGGCGCCGCACACAACCGAGCACGCGCGUCUUCUCCCCACCAAAGCGUCUCCAAGUCCUCGUCGACCGUACCGCUCCAUCAUCCUCAGCGUCUGUUCCUUCAUCCUCGUGACGGAAUUCUGCGAACGCCUCGCGUACUACGGUCUCUCUGGCUCCUUGCCCAUCUUCUUCCAUCGCAACUUGGGCCUCAGCACAGUGCUCGCGACGGAGCUCAAUUCCACCUUCACGUCACUAUCGUACCUCACGCCGUUGCUGGGGGCGUACGUUGCUGACCGCCACCUCGGUCGGUUCUUGACCAUUGGCGUCUUUUGUGCGCUCUACAUUGCGGGCCUCGCCCUCUGCGUAUUUGCGUCCUUGCCCGCUGUCUCGUCUCGACCGCUCUUUCUUCUCGGCCUCUUUGGGGGCGUGGCACUUGGUGCAGGCGGCAUUAAGCCCAAUGUCGUCGUGCUCGGAGCGGACCAAUUUGACGUGUCGAUUCCUGCGCAACGCGCGGAGAAGGACAGUUUCUUCAAUUGGUUCUACUGGGCCAUUAACAUUGGCGCGACCUUCAGCUACGGCGUGCUCACGAACUUGGCCGUCAAUGGCCUCCCGCCCUACAUCUCGCCUGACUUCGGCUUUUUUGCUUCCUUUGCGAUUCCCUCGGCGGCCUUUAUGCUUGCAGUGGUGGUGUUUUAUGCUGGAAAAGACCGGUACCGGCGCGUGCCGCCUAAAGGUAGUGCCCUGGCCAAGUUUUUCAACAUUUUGAUCCAGGCUGGAGCCCGUUCAAAGCAGGGCAAACUCGUGCUAAGUGGCGGGUUUGCGUUCAUCCCAGGCAUUGUGCUGACGACUGUGUCGUAUUUCAUUCAAAGUGACGCGGGACACCUUGCUAUGGCACUUGCAGGUGCAGGAGCUGUUGCCUAUGGGACGUUUGUCCUCAUUUUCUCUGGAGCGGCUACCAAGUGGCUAGAGCUAGCGAUGCGCACAAAAGGAGGGUCGUUCACAACUCAAGAAGUGCAGGAUGCAGCUCAAGUGAUGCGCUUAGCACCGUACCUCGGGAUUAUCAUUAUUUUCUGGGCGGUCUACGGUCAAAUGAACUCGAACUUUGUUGUCCAGGGCUGUCAAAUGGACCUGCGUGUCAAGGGUCAAGACGACGUACUCAUUUCCUCCGCCAUGCUCAACAUUGUCGAUUCCGGCGUCAUUCUCGUCUUCAUCCCCGUCUUUGAUCGGCUGCUCUAUCCGCUGCUGACAAGAAUGGGCAUUUACCCGUCACUUCUGCGCAAAAUCGGAGCUGGUCUUGUCUUCGCUCUAUUGGCGAUGCUGACAGCAGGCUGGAUGGAGCGUGUUCGCAAGGUCAGUCCCAUGGUUGAAGGCGUUUACUCCAACUGCAGCGCAGCGGGUGAAGCUCUCCCCAUGUCGACAAUCAGUGUGUGGUGGCAGACCCCGCAGUAUGUGCUUGUAGGCUUGGCCGAGAUCCUGACGAGCAUUUCGUCGUACGAUCUGUUUUACUCCGAAGUCCCCGAAUCUAUGAGGAGCGUGUGCCAAGCGCUCAAUCUAUUGACGACGACGCUGGGCUUCAUUGUGGCGGGUGCACUUAAUAGCAUCUUCUCCUUCUGGAUCACAAGCGACCUCAACGACGGCCAUCUCGAGUAUAUUUACUGCUUGAUGGCACUCCUUGUGCUCGUGAUGCUGGUGGCUUUCAUGUUCGUGUCGCAGUCUUUUGAGUAUCACGUGCCUCCACCCGGCCUCGACACCGUAUCUGGUUUCUCUCCUGCGCUCUCACGCGCUGCCCGAGACCUGCGAAAGAAGCUGCAGUUCCAACGCAAUGGCAGAAAGUAA